CACCUGCCCCCUUAUAAGCCUCAGUAAGUCACCCGGGAGACCUCCACCAGCGUUUCACUUGACUGUUCCUGGCGCUGCAAAAAGGGAGGACUGGGGCUUUUAAUAAAUCCGUCAAACUGUUCUGCUCACCGUUUCCUGCCUCAGGUGCCCCAGCACAUGACUCUAAAAGUACUUGAGGUCUCCAUGCCCUCCUGUUCCUAGCGACAGCCCGGUGCGACAAUGACCAUCCAUGUAGAGGGGCUUGUGGCUAUCGCGCUCUUCUAUAUGCUCAUCCUGUUCGUGGGCAUCUGGGCGGCAUGGAAGAACAAACACUCCGGGGAGGCGGAGGGCACCGACCGCAGCGAAACCAUCAUGGUCGGAGGGAGAGACAUUGGAUUAUUUGUCGGAGGUUUUACUAUGACAGCGACCUGGGUUGGAGGUGGAUACAUCAAUGGCACAGCUGAAUAUGUGUAUUUACCUGAUUAUGGUUUGGCUUGGGCGCAAGCUCCCUUUGGAUACGCCCUCAGUCUUGUCGUGGGUGGUCUUUUCUUCGCUAAGCCCAUGCGCUCACGAGGUUACGUCACCAUGUUGGACCCAUUCCAGCAGCUGUAUGGAAAACGCAUGGGUGGCCUCCUCUUCAUACCUGCACUGAUGGGAGAGAUCUUCUGGUCCGCCGCCAUCUUGUCUGCUCUGGGUGCGACUCUGAGCGUCAUUGUGGACAUCAACAUUAAGAUGUCCGUGGUUAUCUCAGCUCUUAUUGCAAUCUUCUACACGCUGGUUGGAGGACUUUACUCUGUGGCCUACACUGACGUUGUGCAGCUCUUCUGUAUCUUCAUUGGCCUGUGGAUCAGUGUCCCCUUUGCCUUGACCAACCAGGCCGUGUCAGACAUCACUGUGACUGCAGUGAAGCAGGUGUACCAGUCGCCCUGGAGAGGCAGCAUCGACAAGAGCGACACCUGGGUCUGGAUUGACAACUUCUGCCUCCUGAUGCUGGGAGGAAUACCCUGGCAGGUGUACUUCCAGAGAGUCCUCUCAGCCUCAUCAGCCACCUACGCUCAAGUCCUCUCCUUCCUGGCUGCCUUCGGGUGCCUCGUCAUGGCUGUGCCCUCUGUGCUCAUCGGGGCCAUCGGGGCCUCCACAGACUGGAACCAGACCUCGUAUGGUGCCAUUCCUCCGAAAGACAAGGACCAAGCCGACAUGAUUCUUCCCAUUGUGCUGCAACACCUUUGCCCGCCAUUCGUCUCUUUCUUUGGCCUGGGCGCCGUGUCUGCUGCGGUCAUGUCAUCUGCCGACUCCUCCAUCCUUUCGGCAAGCUCCAUGUUUGCGAGAAACAUCUACCAGCUUGCAUUUAGACAAUCGGCGUCUGACCGUGAGAUCGUAUGGGUGAUGCGUAUCACCAUCUUUGUAUUUGGUGGCCUUGCCACUUUGAUGGCGCUGGUAACCGGGACAGUUUAUGGCCUCUGGUACCUGAGCUCGGACCUGGUUUACGUGAUCAUUUUCCCCCAGCUGAUCAGUGUCCUCUUUGUCAAAGGCACCAACACGUACGGCUCGGUGGCUGCCUACGUGUUCGGAAUGUUGUUACGAAUCGGCGGAGGUGAACCCUACCUGCAGCUGCCUCCUUUCAUUUACUACCCCGGCUGGACCACUGAGCAGAGGAAGCACCACAUUACUGGAGACAUGGAGGACGUGAUUGUCCAGAAGUUCCCCUUUAAGACUGUCUCCAUGCUCGCCUCUUUUCUUGGUAACGUUGCUGUCUCCUACCUGGCAAAGUACCUGUUUGAGAGCGGGAAGAUUUCACACAAGUACGACUUUCUAGACGCCGUGGUGUCUAAACACAGUGGAGAAAUUAUGGAUAAGACCACGCUUGUAACUCGUGGCAACAACAUCGGGCUGUCAGAGAUGGCACCCGUUAAACCGCGGCUGAGCGUGACCUUGGCGGCAGCCUUCACACGCCGUGACACGCUGGCAAAAGAAACAGUGGAAGAGGAGGAGGAGUCAAGCCCUGACUCCUCCCACCAUGAUGAUGAAUGACAAACUGAGGAUGGGAUUUAAAAACACAGAGACAUGAUGGGAACUGCCAGAUAACUGGUUACUCUGUCAUAUAUACUGGAACAAAACAAAGACUAAUAGACGACAGGGGACAAUGCCCCUGGAACUAUGUUACCACCACAUGCCGCUUUGUGGUGAUUGGAUAAAUUCCACAUGUCUGGAUAUAUAGUGUAGCAGCUUGCUGGUCGUCUGGACAUAAACUUGUCUUUCAGUGAAGUUCUUCCAACCACACAUUUAAUCAUAUAAAACUUAUAGAUAGUUGGGUGUAUCAUAUUCACCUUUUUUGAACUGGUUUGGAGAUUUACUUGGUUUGACUGGUUUCAUUUUCUCCUCCAUUCACCUUGUUUGCGCAGAAGCCAUUUCUCUCGCCGUCACUCUCAACGGGAGAAACUCAAAUGCUGCCAUCAUGUUGUACAGCUGUGUUUAGGUUCUCAAGAUGUUUUAACAUUUAGAGCAUUCCACUGCUUCCUGACUAAUCAGCAACUUACAAAUGAUGACAGUGAUGGUGAAAAUCUGUCGUGACAUUGGGACCUAUUUCAUGGUCAACAACUUAUUAUACAACAAAAUAGCUACCGCCAGACAACACCUAUUGAUAGCAUGCGACCCCUUUUUUUGGUAAAAUUACCGUUUGCUAAAAAUGAAUGCCUGUCCUGUCACAUUUUGUAAGACUAAUAACAUCUAAUGUUAGCAUUCAGGUGCCAGCUAACAGUUAAGUUAGCAAGUAAGUGGCUUAAGCUAAUGUUAAUUGUUGUACGAUACGAUACACUUUAUUGUCCCCUUGAGGAAAUUUGUCUUGGAAUCAAAGCGCUGCCAAACAUUCAGCUGCUUUCACUCGAAUCAGUAAAUAAAAAAACAAUAGAAAAACCACAUCCACACAUAAACAAAAAGGCACCUACCAAUACAGAACAACACAACAUGUAUUGCACAUUACCCAUAUUGCACAAGAUCUGCAAAAACACAGCAUGAGAGAUACAAUUACAAAGGUAAGAAAAUAUAAAAAGCCUACAGGGACACCAUGACGCUUUUGUCUUACAGUGAAAUGGGUUUUCAAAUAUGAUGAUUUUUUUUUUAAUUACUCUAUGCCCACCCAGAGUUUAACUGUUCACUUUCUUCUCAGCUGCUUACAGUCUGAUAGCAAUGAAAUGAUUAUAUUUUGUCUGAUUCACUUCGUUUAUAAUUCUUUUAACCUGAAACACAGCAAUGCUAAAUCAUAGCAGCAUUUGAGCUUCCUGCUCGGAGUUUGACGUCUGUGGAAACCAGCCGCUGUCUGAAUAUGAUCAAUAAUUCUAAAAGAGGAUAUGCCAAGGUAUGUGUAAAAUUAAAAAAUAGCAAUAUCACAUACACACUCUUGAUCAUCUAAAAAGAAAUGAUGCAAUGAAAACAGGAUAAAUGAUGGCUUUAAUACUGCAGAUCAAAACACUAGAUUUAUCUGGAUUUUGAUUUAUACAUUAUUUCACAGAGUAAAUGUCAUAAUGUUAAAUCGACUUUAUAUAAUAACUACAUCCAAAAACUUAAUUUUUAAUUUGAUAAAGUUUUGACAGGCUGUCCUGUGUAACAUUUAAUAUUAAUAUAAGACACAUCAUGACUGUGAAUCAACAAAGAAACCACCCCAUGUAUCAUGCUGAGUAGAAAAUAUACGUAGUAAUGGUAGUUAACUUGAAGCAUUAGAUCAAACUCUCUUUCCUGUCAGGUUAGCAGCAGUUUUAAACCUAGAGUCAGUGUAAUUUAGUGUUUCACAAGGAUCUUAUAUUUAACUGCCUUAACGACGCUCAGAAGAAGAGAAACUAUAUUUCCACAGCCGUGACUGAACUCCAGUCAGACUGCAGCGAACAAAGACUUGAAAAUGAAUGUAACCUCUACAGAAGAUCUGAAUAUAUCAAGUAGUGUACUUCUGCUGUUUGUGUAUGUUUUGAGUUUGUGAUUUUAGCAAAGUCAAACUGUAUCUGCUGCAGUAACGCUGCAGGUUCUUUAAAAAAAAAUCUGUUCUUGAUUUGUCCUUAACAGCAGUGUAGAGAUGAUUUUCUUUGUCAUGUGUAUGUUUGUAUAAAUAUGGAGAUAAAAAAGGCUAUAUAUAUAAAAAAAAAAAAGAAGUAAUGCUGGUUCAGAUUGUUCAUAUAAGAUGGAAAGGAUGCUGUCUAAAUGUUUAUUUAUUUUUGAUGUCAUAAAAGAUGAAACAAUAAAAAAGAAUAAGUUAUCAGGAAAUAUAUAUAAAUUCUGCUUCUCUAAGGAAAAAAAUGGUCUACC
Molecule: messenger RNA, 4272 nt
Organism: Labrus mixtus (cuckoo wrasse)
Lineage: Eukaryota; Metazoa; Chordata; Actinopteri; Labriformes; Labridae
Gene: slc5a7a
Product: solute carrier family 5 member 7a
Exons: 9
Coding region: 220-2010 (596 amino acids)
Biological process (GO): transmembrane transport; synaptic transmission, cholinergic; neuromuscular synaptic transmission
Cellular component (GO): axon; dendrite; plasma membrane
Molecular function (GO): choline:sodium symporter activity
Source: RefSeq, a predicted model, not a curated record